This is a messenger RNA of Symsagittifera roscoffensis, 1199 nucleotides long. RefSeq names its product malonyl-CoA decarboxylase, mitochondrial-like. The transcript has 4 exons. Gene Ontology annotation, molecular function: malonyl-CoA decarboxylase activity. Bases 3 to 1154 code for a protein of 383 amino acids. The record is from RefSeq and is a predicted model, not a curated record. Gene Ontology annotation, biological process: malonyl-CoA catabolic process; acetyl-CoA biosynthetic process; fatty acid biosynthetic process. Gene Ontology annotation, cellular component: mitochondrial matrix; peroxisomal matrix. Lineage: Eukaryota; Metazoa; Xenacoelomorpha; Acoela; Convolutidae.
AUAUGAAUAAUACCAGAGUUAUAAAUUUCUCUAAAAGAGGUGCACAAGUUGUAUCAACAUGUUUGAAAAAUGUUCGAUUGAGUCAUAAUUUAAAGAAGCUUAUUAAAGAAUACUCAAAAGCCGCUUCAACUGAGAAUGAGGAGGUUAUUCGUCCUGUUUUGAAAGAUAUUCAGUAUAGUUUUUCUGAUCCGAGUAAGCUUAAAGUAGUGAAUGUUUCCUGGGAUCUCAGUCCUGCGCAGAUGAUUGAGACAAUUACACGUAAAGAAGCAGUACACCCUGUUUCGAGUCUCGCCAGUGCCAAAUUCCGGUUCGAUCCAGACAACAGAAGAGUGUUCUCACUUGUGCACGAGGAUCUACCCAAUCUACCUCUUGCUUGUGUGCAUGUGGCUCUGACGUCAUCCGUUGCUGGAUCCCUGCAGCAGAUUGAAGAAGUGGAUGAAGAUAACGUUAAAUUUGAACUGAAUUCGAAUUACGACUUGAACAAAAUUCUAAAUGAUAAAUCAGCGUCAGUGUUGACAAAAUCAGCUGACGAAGCAUCUUGCGCUAUUUUCUACACCAUUACCAACCUCCAGCCUCAGUGGAAUUUAGCCCCAAUGGGCAAACAGCUUGUAUCCGGUGCCCUAGAUGAACUCAAAUCUACCCUUCCAUCAUUGCACACUUUUUCCACGCUGUCUCCUGUUCCUGGUUUUGCACAGUGGCUGAAAGAAGAGUUCAAAUCAGUCAACAAUUCAUCAAGCCAAUCAUCACCCCUCUUUGACCUCAAUUUGGAGGCUGCUGACUUAGAAGACAUGGCAUUGGUUUUCGAUCCUUCUCUUUCAUUCUGGAGACACAUCACUGUUUUGAAGACAUUUCAAACCCAAUUCAACCAAAUCAUCUUGUACUAUUUGACCCAAAUGAAGAGUAGCAAGGAUCCUCUGAGAGCCAAAAAUGCUGUCACGCAUUUCCACAUGAGUUGUGGGGCAUCCCUCUACAAUGUUUUCUGCCCUUUUGCUACGAGAAGACUGGGCUAUACGCCGCUGGUUUCUGAAAGAAUGUGGGAUUAUUCGUUGGGAUAUAUGGCUAAUUAUAGAUACGAACAUGAAAAAGUAACAGAAAACUCGAAGAGUUAUACGAAUACUGGACAUGUUAGUGUAUUUCUUAAAAACAGUGCAUAAUAUAAAUGGGAGUGCCGUCCGUAUUUAGACAACCGGGUAUUCAUA